Messenger RNA from Musa acuminata AAA Group (dessert banana), 1822 nucleotides. Its product is annotated as protein PMR5-like. NCBI's taxonomy places the organism in Eukaryota, Viridiplantae, Streptophyta, Magnoliopsida, Zingiberales, Musaceae. The transcript has 6 exons. The record is from RefSeq and is a predicted model, not a curated record. Gene Ontology annotation, cellular component: Golgi apparatus. Gene Ontology annotation, molecular function: O-acetyltransferase activity. Bases 51 to 1205 code for a protein of 384 amino acids.
UCGGCUAAAGUCUCAGAACAAGAAAGGAACCUUCUUCGUCUGCUUCCCUCAUGGCCUCCCCUGGCAUUAGCAGAGGUGGACUGGUUUCGGGCUUUCUCCUCUGUUUCCUUGUGCUGCAAGCCUUGGCGGGCGCUUCGGGGGUAGUCAUCGGCCUACGGCGGCACCAGGGCGGCGCGCAGAGGCGGCGGCCCACCGACCAAACAGCGUGCGACCUGUUCGCCGGGAGCUGGGUGAAGGACGACUCCUACCCGCUAUACCAGUCGCUGAGCUGCCCCAUCAUCGAUCCCGAGUUCAACUGCCAGUUAUAUGGACGGCCGGACACCGAGUACCAGCGGUACCGAUGGCAGCCGAGCGGAUGCGAGCUCCCCAGGUUUGACGGGGUUGGUUUCUUGGCGACAAUGAGGGGUAAGACGGUGAUGUUCGUGGGCGACUCGCUCGGGCGGAACCAGUGGCAGUCCUUAAUCUGCAUGCUCGCCGCCGCGGCGCCGCAGUCGCAGACCCAGUUCGUCAGAGGAGAGCCUCUCUCCACCUACAAGUUCCUGGAUUCUGGAGUCUCGGUUUCCUUCUACCGGGCACCUUAUCUGGUGGACAUCGACGUGGUGCAAGGGAGAAGAAUCCUCAUGCUGAACGAGAUAACAGGGAAUGCCGAAGCAUGGAGAGGAGCGGACGUCUUGUGCUUCAACUCCGGCCAUUGGUGGACUCACAAGGGAGCUCUUCAAGGGUGGGAUUACAUGGGAGAUGCAGGCUCUUUCUACGAGGACAUGGAUCGAUUGGUCGCGUUCCAGAAAGGGAUGAGCACAUGGGCAAACUGGGUCGACGCUACCGUCGACAGGACCAAGACGAAGGUCUUCUUCCAGUCCAUAUCUCCCACCCACUACAAUCCGGCGGAGUGGAACGGAGCGGCCUCGAAGAACUGCUUCGGCGAGACGGCGCCGGUGGGCGGGUGGAACUACACGGCCCGGUACCCGGAGCAGAUACAGGUGAUCAAGGGCGUGAUCAAGGCAAUGAGGAGUCCCGCCGCCUUGCUCGACAUCACCGCCUUGUCGGAACUCCGAAAGGACGGCCACCCUUCCAUCUACAGCGGCGACUUGACUCCGGAGCAGCGGGCCAACCCCGACCGCUCCGCCGAUUGCAGCCACUGGUGCCUCCCCGGCCUCCCCGACACCUGGAACCUUCUCCUCUACACUGCCCUCUUCUUCUCCUGAUCCGUAUGGCGCCUCGUCUCUUCAUUCUUCUCAUCAGAAAUUAGAGGCUGUGGAGUCAAAUAAACUUGAGGAGCAAACACAGAAAAAAUUGCACAUGUAGGUGCAUGCAUCAAUUGCUAUUUUCAUCUCAUGUUCAUUACAAAAGUUUAGCAGAAUAGGCCUCUCAUCAUCACAAUCCUUUUCUGCUUCUUCAUCAGUUCCAAAAUCAUGCUUGAUCUGAACAUAAGUUCACAAUGUCAGAAACCACUCUCAGUUUCAGAUUCCAUCCAGAAUGAGAGCUCAAUGCAGCAUCACUGAACUCCCUAUUCAUCUGCAAAACAAGACAGGAAACUUUCAACAGUUCUGUCAGCACACAAGAAGACAAAGACUCAUCUGUUUGAACACCAAUCUGAACUCGUGCAGAUCCUCCCUGCACAUCAAUCACCAUCUUGAUCUGCAUGGAUAUCAGCCUACAAGCCAUUAAACACAGUGGUGUGUGCUUGUCCUGAUUGUAACACCAACAUAAGCCUCAACAGGACACAGGAUUCUGUGUUUUGCAUCCCUGAUACCAAGCCAAGCUUUUGAGCCUACAAACAUGGCAAACGUUCAAUAAGAUUAACUAGGAGAAUUAAUUUUCA